Acomys russatus (golden spiny mouse) is the source of this 1162-nucleotide messenger RNA. RefSeq lists its product as uncharacterized. Gene Ontology annotation, biological process: protein K63-linked ubiquitination; proteasome-mediated ubiquitin-dependent protein catabolic process; intrinsic apoptotic signaling pathway in response to endoplasmic reticulum stress. The transcript has 2 exons. Bases 1 to 1071 code for a protein of 356 amino acids. Gene Ontology annotation, cellular component: endoplasmic reticulum membrane. Gene Ontology annotation, molecular function: ubiquitin protein ligase activity. The record is from RefSeq and is a predicted model, not a curated record. NCBI's taxonomy places the organism in Eukaryota, Metazoa, Chordata, Mammalia, Rodentia, Muridae.
AUGCCUGAGUCACACUGCACUGCCCUGGAUGUCAGAUACGGACCAGACCUGGCCAACACCACUCUUAGGCCUGAGAAACCAGGAGCUGCCAACACUGCAGGGGCACAAGUGAAGUUUACUUCCAGUGGGGCCAGCAAACUAAAAGCUGUAUCUGGAUGCCAGCACUCCAGUGAGUGGGUGGAGGCCAAGCUCUGCCUAGCUCCUGAGGGCCACACUAAUCUCACACCAGCGACAGCCCCCGCUGUCACCCUGGAGUCAAAAUCUGCCCAUCCUGACUUGUGUUCUGGUGGCUCUACCCUGAGGCUUAAUGACAACAGCUCUGCACCCACUAGUUCACCCUGUGAUGCUCUGUGCCCUGAGCUCCUGGACCCACUGUGCCAGCUACCAGCAGAUGAAGAGAAUAAUCUCAGGGCUUCUCAGGGUGCCGGAACUCCAGGUGGUGAGCUGGAACUGGGGGCCAGAGACCCCACCCGCGCCUGGGCCCUAUCCACUGUGGAGGAGCAGGAAGAAGGUGAGGAGCAGAGAGAGGAGGAGGAGGAGGAAUGCCCCAUCUGCACUGAGCCUUACGGGCCCGGUGAGCAUUACCUGGCCCUGCUGAACUGUGGCCACAACCUGUGUGUGGGCUGCUUGCACCAGCUGUUAGGCAUGACCCCAAGAGCUGACCCGGGCCGUGUGUGCUGUCCGCUGUGUCGUCAGAAGACGCCCAUGCUAGAAUGGGAGAUCUGUCAGUUACAGGAGGAAUUGCUUCAAGCUGAUGGACCUCAGCGCCCAGUGCCCACUGCACCUGCCACACCCCUGCGCCCUGGCCCUGGGCCCUGGGGGUCCUUAGAGCACCGCUACCGGCUGCGCUUCCUGGCAGGGCCCGUGGGAGGACGGAGUUGUCUCCCCUUCCUGCCUUGCCCCCCCAGCCUAGGUAUCUGGCUGUGGACACUGCGGGAACGUGGCCCCUGUGCCCGCCGCCUGUCCCUGCUGAGCCUGCUGGCACUUGAACUGCUGGGGCUGGCACUCAUUUUUAUGCCACUCAUGUUACUAGGGGUGCUCCUGAUGCUCCUGGACCGCUCCAGCCACUAAGCAGACCCGUGGUGUUGGCCAAGCUUUAAAGUCCAUGCACCGAUUCUGGUAAUCAGCAAAGACUUGUUAUCACCAACACCAAGACCAGAUC